CUGAAAGCUAAAGGAGAGUACUUGGGACACACUUUGGCUGCCUUCAGUUCUGAAUGAUGCCCUUUAGCAAAGCGAGAAAAGAAGACCUUGAAGAAAAUAAGAAAUCUGAACAAAUCUGUGAAGAAAUCAUUGGCAUUGAAGGCACAGCUGAUGAAGAGCCCAAAGAACAAUGUCAGAAACAAAAGCACAAAUUGAAAAUGGCAAAAAAUAUGAAAAUGACAAGCCUUAUAAAACACAGAAAGAAUUCAAAAUCUGAAGCUGCUCUCACCCCCGAAACACUGCUAGAAGUGGACCUUGAUACCAUUGAAGGCAUAGCAGAUUCCCCUGGUGAUCCUCAAGUGAAAUGUCAGAAACAAAAAAUCAGAAUCAAAAUAUCAGAAAAAAUUAAAAUUCUUGACUUCAAGAAAUGGCAGAAGAAUUCAAAAUCCCCUGGAACUCCAUCAGUGGAAUUGGAUUUCAAUGGGAACCUUGAGCAGAACCGUUUGGCUGAAGCACAGCAACAGCUGGUGAAAGCUGAGGAACGUCUCUUCGUUUCAAAAGAAGGGGCCAGGGCAGAAGAUGAGGAAGACAAGCUGCAUAUGGACUAUGAGAUCUUUGUUUUGCACCUGAGAUUGGCCAUCAAUGACUCUUUCAGUGAGGACAACCAGGAGACACUCAAGAGUGCUUUGACUUCAAUACUUAAAGAGGAGGCACAGGACAGACGCUGGAUGGAAGUGGCCGUGGAUCAACGUCCAGUAUGGAGGCCCACAAGGUGCAGACAGAUUCAUGACACAUUACUCCAGACUACCGUGGAGGAACGAAUGAAGAAUGCAGAUGAACAGGAGAAUAAAGCAGACAUGCUGUCUACCUCCUUGAAGAGAGAGGUGUUCCGAAUGGGCAAACAAGUGCAGAAGGAUCUGCUCACAGUGGUCCGAAAUCUGAGAGAGCGUUACCCACCAGACUUUGACAUCUGCAGAACGUAUGCUCAGCUCUACCAUAAAGCCUUUUCCACCAGACUUCAAGAGCUCGCCAGAUCCAAAAUCAGUUCUGAGGAUUGUUUCUAUAUAUUAAGUUGGAUUGUGGAGUACUACCCAAGAGAUGUAUUGAAGCAUAAAGAACUAGAGGAGCACAUCAACAGUUCAUCACUUGGACCUCUGUUACCUGAAGAAGACUUUAAGAGAUUAGAGGAACAGUACUUCUCUUACAAAGAGGUGAUUCAGUACACGACUGACAUUAUUAAAGACCUUGAAGAAAAUAAGAAAUCUGAACAAAUCUGUGAAGAAAUCAUUGGCAUUGAAGGCACAGCUGAUGAAGAGCCCAAAGAACAAUGUCAGAAACAAAAGCACAAAUUGAAAAUGGCAAAAAAUAUGAAAAUGAAAAGCCUUAUAAAACACAGAAAGAAUUCAAAAUCUGAAGCUGCUCUCACCCCCGAAACACUGUUAGAAGUGGACCUUGAUACCAUUGAAGGCAUAGCAGAUUCCCCUGGUGAUCCUCAAGUGAAAUGUCAGAAACAAAAAAUCAGAAUCAAAAUAUCAGAAAAAAUUAAACAACUUGACUUCAAGAAAUGGCAGAAGAAUUCAAAAUCCCCUGAAACUCCAACAGUGGAGCUAGAUUUCAAUGGGAACCUUGAGCAGAACCGUUUGGCAGAAGCACAGCAGCAGCUGUUGGAAGCGGAGGAAUGUCUCUUCAGUUCUAAAGAAGUGACCAGGGCAGAAGAUGAGGAAGACAAGCUGCAUACGGACUAUGAGAUCUUUAUUUUGCGACUGAGAUUGGUCAUCCAUGACUCUUUCAGUGAGGACAACCAGGAGACACUCAAGAGUGCUUUGACUUCAAUACUUAAAGAGGAGGCACAGGACAGACGCUGGGCAGAAGUGGCCGUGGAUCAGCGACCAAUAUGGAGGCCCGCAAGGUGCAGAAAGAUCCAUGACACAUUACUCCAGAAUAUCGUGGAGCAACGAAUGAAGAAUGCAGAUGAACAGGAGAAUAAAGCAGACAACCUGUCUACCUCCUUGAAGAAAGAGGUUUGCCGAAUGGGCAAACAAGUGCAGAAAGACCUGCUCAGAGUGGUCCGAAAUCUGAGAGAGUGUUACCCACCAGAUUUUGACAUCUGCCAAACGUAUGCUCAGCUCUACCAUCAAGCAUUUUCCACCAGACUCCAAGAGCUUGCCAGAUCCAAUAUCAGUUUAGAGGAAUGCCUCUAUAUAUUGAGUUGGAUUGUGGAUUACUACCCAAAAGAUGUACUGAAGCAUAAAGAACUAGAGGAGCACAUCAACAAUUCAUCACUUGGACCUCUGUUACCUGAAGAGGAUCUUAAGAGAUUAGAGAAACAGUACUUCUCUUACAAAGAGAAUGAGCUCAGAAAGUGGUUAUCCAAUGCUUUUGAGAAAGAAGUGAAAAAAUGGAGUGAUGACAUCGAACCAGAGCUGAUGGAUGGAUACUACUUCAGUAACUUUGCUGUAGAUGUUUUACCACUUGUUGAUGGGGCUGUAAAAGAUGUCAACACACUUUUGAGCUGUGAAUGUAAAGCCUGGAGUCUUCUAAACCAGCUGGACAGCUUUCUUCUGAGCUAUAAGACAAGUCUGGAGGAACUUAUCAAAAGAAAACAAGAAAACAUUCCUAAAACUCUCAGUGCUAAUCUGGUUAAUAUUUACCAGUUUAGGGAUUAUGUACAAAAACCAGAGCAUCCUUUCUCAGAGGACACCAGAACAGCUUGCCUGUCCACAUUAGCAGAUCUCAAAAAAAUUUGUUACAAAUACUUCCUCGGUCUAAUUCACACAGAACUAAAGCCGCUGUACCAUAAUCUGUGGACUCAAGUUUGGUUUGCUGGACAUUGUGAGGUUGUGGAGGAGCUGGUGAAGGCGCUUGAGAAUAACAUAGACAAUUUCAAAGAGCUAAAGCCUGUCUGCAGAGAGGAGCUACUGGCUGAGCUGCAUGAAGAAGUAAUGGUUGAGUAUGUGAGGCGAAUGAUGAAGAGAAAACUGAAACUGAAAGACAAAGAGCAGCAAGAAGCAGCUGCUGAGUUCAUCUGCCACGACAGCAAUACAAUCUGCUCUGUGUUUGCCAAAGUGGGAUCCAGAGAGGAAUGGCUCGGUCAAAUACUGCCAAAAUUAUCAGAGAUUCUGAGACUGCAGGAUCCUGGGAGUUUGCAACUUGAGAUAGUUACUCUGGCAAGAGACUAUCCUGACAUUAGUAAGCAGCAUGUUCUUGCUCUCCUAAACCUGAAGACCAACCUUUCAAGCUCAGAUCUGCGCAGGAUCAAAGUGUGUCUGAGUGAAAACAGAGGCACGCUGGACACAGAGUCCCCUACUUCCUUCUUUUCUAAAGUACUCGUCAAACGAAAAAUCAUCUGAAUGCCCUGUUACAUCUGUAGCUAAUGUGAAACAACUGUGAUUCACACUGUAAUAGAUAAUCAGUAUUGUUAUGUAAUAUCAUGUUUAUUAUUAAGGAAACUCACGAUUUUAUUCUGAUUUUACAUUCUCUAGAAGUGCUCGUCAUAUGGAAAGUCAUCUGAAUUCCUUUACUAUUAAUUGCGAAUGUUAAACAACUAUGAAACAUACAGUACUGUGAAACAAAAUCAGUAUUAUCCAUCCAUUUUCCAUGUCCUCUGCAUGGUCGGGGUUGGAGUCUAUCCCAGCGGGGUACGCACAGUAUAAUCAGUAUUAUUUUACGUAAUAUGUAUUAUAUGAUUGUUACAGUUUUUCUCAACUGAUUUUACACUGUUCUCUAAAAUUAAAGUCGAGAACAGUGUAUUUUGAAAGUUGUAUUUAAUCAAUAGCAUUUUUGAAUAUGGCUAAGUUUUUUAGAGCACUGAAUUUGUGUAAAACCAGUUGAGAAAACCUGUGAAAUGCCAACAGUCUAAAUGGUCAAAUCAAAUGGAAAAAGGUGUAUAUAUAUUUAUUCUAA
Messenger RNA from Sinocyclocheilus grahami, 3882 nucleotides. RefSeq names its product tumor necrosis factor alpha-induced protein 2-like. Gene Ontology annotation, cellular component: exocyst. NCBI's taxonomy places the organism in Eukaryota, Metazoa, Chordata, Actinopteri, Cypriniformes, Cyprinidae. The record is from RefSeq and is a predicted model, not a curated record. The transcript is spliced from 17 exons. Gene Ontology annotation, molecular function: SNARE binding. The coding region runs from base 54 to 3329 and encodes 1091 amino acids. Gene Ontology annotation, biological process: exocytosis; exocyst localization.